AUGUACCUACACACUCAUAAAUCGAAUGAAGGCUAUGCAUUCGUUGGCGGACCUCAACUAGUAGUAAGGAUCCGAUUAUCAGAAUCGUUUGUUUCUGUGGCUGGUUCUGAAGCAUAUGUAUAUGAAAAUAGCUCUACUGAUAACCAUAAUCAAGACCCUCUCUCCAAUGUUAGAGAUAAUCUGACGUCUUGUAGGCUUGCAUUAGCAUUUGCUCAUUUCGUGUGUUUCUUGAAUUUUGUAUAUAGACGUUUGCCCUUUUUCCUCUCUGCUUUUCAACAAGAGCAAAAGCCUAAAGUUGGGCAAGAGUUUGAAAAAAUUGAAGGUGCAUAUGAGUUUCAUAACACAUAUACAAGAGAUGCUGGAUUUAGUGCUAGAUUGUUUAAUAGUAAAAAGAGGCUGGGCACGAGCGAAGUAUUUUGGAAACAAUUUGUUUGCUAUAAAGAAGGAGAGAAAGAUAAUACAUAUCAGAAGAAGUUUAAACACAUGGUUGAACGAUCAGGCGAAAGACAUAGGGGAGUCAUUCGGGUGGGUUGCAAGGCUAAGUUAACUGUAGUCAGACCAAAAUCAUCUAUAAAUUGGAUUGUUAGUAGCUUUGUGGAAUCUCAUAAUCAUGCACUCACAACUCCUACUAGAGUUCACUUAUUAAGAUCUCACCGGCAUGAUUCAAAUGCCAAAAAGGCAUUAAUACAACAUUUCUCAGAAGCAACUAUAUCCACAAGUCAACAGAUAAGUUUGAUGGAGAUUGGAUUUGGGGGUCCUCAAAAUAUUGGAUGUACGAAGAAAGACAUUAGAAAUUAUGAAAGAGAUUUGAGAGAAGAAAUGAAGGGAAUUGAUGUUGAGUCAUAUGGGAUGAUUUUUGCUCCGUUGACUGGAGUCAAUCACCAUUUUCAAACUAUAAUAUUUGGAUGUGGGUUUUUAAGUGACGAGACAAUAGAGUCAUUUGCGUGGUCAUUCAAAUGUUGGUUGACUGCAAUGCCUAAGGGUGCACCUCAACUGAUCAUCACAGACCAAGAUCCUGCAUUGACAAGAGCAAUUGUCGAAGUUCUUCCAAAUACUUUUCAUCGUUAUUGUAUAUGGCAUAUUCAAAAUAAAUUUUCUGAAAAACUGAAUGCGAUAAUAUAUCGGGACAACUACGAUUUGAUGAAGAAUAUUAUUUUAAAUUUCGAGACUACUGAAGAGCUUGAAACCAAUUGGUCAAAUAUGCUGCACUCUACUAAAUUGAUAGGUAAUGAUUGGCUUCAUCAAAUAUAUGAGUUGCGUGCUAGAUGGGUCCCUACAUUUGUUAAGCAUAUUUUUGCAACUGGAAUGUCGAGCAACCAAAGAGCUGAAAGUUCUCAUUCAUUUCUCAAAAGGUACAUUUCAAAGAAAAACUCAUUGAUGGAUUUUAUUAUACGCUUUAACAGAGCACUUAGACAUCAAAGACAUCAAGAGUUGAUGGCUAAUCAUUGUGAUAUUAAUGAAAAAUCAAAGUUGAAAUCCUUGUGGCCAAUGGAGGCACAAAUGUUAAAAGUUUAUACAAGAAAAGUUUUUCGAACUUUUCAAGAUGAGAUUUUUGAAAGUCAAGCUUACAUUUUAAAUACAUUAUGUGAAGAUGAAUCAAGUGUGACUUAUAUUAUUGAAAGGGUUGAUAAGUAUUCUACAUCAAGAUCUCGAAAACUUAUUCUCAGUAAGUUUUUAGAUAUUGUACAUUGUAGUUGUCAACAGUUUGAAUGUGAAGGAAUUCCAUGCAGACAUAUAUUGGCUUACUUUAGGGUAAAAAAAAAAAGAUUACAAUUGCCAACUCAAUAUAUUCUUCAAAGGUGGGCCAAAAGUGCAAAGAUUAGUCAAGUGUGGGAUAAAGAUAAUGAGGAACUAAAUGACAUUCCAAACCAAUCAUUGAUGAUAAGACAUUCUAAACUAUCUCAAUUGUCUUCUAUUGUGGUUGAUGAUGCAUCUCUCACCGAGGAAGGAGCUAAUCUCUUGGUGAAUAGGUUGGAAGAGCUUCACAGAAAAAUAAAAGAGAUUAACAUCGGCAAUGGUAUUGAAAAGGUAUACAUCGAACAAAUGAGUAUUGAAGAGCGUAUAAAUAUCAAUGAACCUCAACAAGUAAGAGCAAAGGGGUGCGGGAAAAGAUUAAAAAACAAAAAAGACAACAAUCCUCUGGGUCCAAAUGAUGAAGUUCCCUAUGAUUUCAUUUUAAAAAAUUCAUUGUUGAGAAAUUAUAAAUUUUGUUUUGGGGUGUUGCUUGAAGCAUUGAGACUCCUAGAUAAACAAGUUCUCAUCAACAAUCCAUCUGAGAGUUACACGGUGUUCUGA
Olea europaea var. sylvestris is the source of this 2295-nucleotide messenger RNA. RefSeq names its product protein FAR1-RELATED SEQUENCE 5-like. The record is from RefSeq and is a predicted model, not a curated record. Gene Ontology annotation, biological process: regulation of DNA-templated transcription. Bases 1 to 2295 code for a protein of 764 amino acids. The transcript is spliced from 8 exons. Gene Ontology annotation, molecular function: zinc ion binding. NCBI's taxonomy places the organism in Eukaryota, Viridiplantae, Streptophyta, Magnoliopsida, Lamiales, Oleaceae.